Messenger RNA from Eriocheir sinensis (Chinese mitten crab), 4256 nucleotides. RefSeq lists its product as uncharacterized. The coding region runs from base 914 to 2770 and encodes 618 amino acids. NCBI's taxonomy places the organism in Eukaryota, Metazoa, Arthropoda, Malacostraca, Decapoda, Varunidae. Gene Ontology annotation, biological process: regulation of transcription by RNA polymerase II; regulation of neurogenesis; anterior/posterior pattern specification. The transcript is spliced from 4 exons. Gene Ontology annotation, cellular component: nucleus. Gene Ontology annotation, molecular function: DNA-binding transcription factor activity, RNA polymerase II-specific; protein dimerization activity; RNA polymerase II cis-regulatory region sequence-specific DNA binding. The record is from RefSeq and is a predicted model, not a curated record.
UUAAUACGAUUCCCCAGACAUGUAGUAUCGCUGAAAAAAAGCAACGUCCUCUCCUUAACCCUUACUUCAUUUACUCUCCUUUUACCAUCGAAGCCACGUCUGCUGCUGCACUUGAAUACGAUUCCCUCACACAGGCCGCAUCAAAGACUCCGUUCCCGCUUUUAUUCCUGGCCGGCGCCGACACUGUCAAGGCGCGCCGACCGAAAACCCGCCGGUGAAAGAGGGGGAGAAAGGAGGGAGGGAAAGAUGGGCGGCAGUACGCCACCUUGCAGCGAGGAAUGCGGGAGAUGAGCGGCCGAGACAGGUGGGGCAGGUGACGGCCGCGUGAGAGGAGAAUACCUGUCCGAAGGAAUCUGGGCGGGAGGGGCGGGUCGAGGGUGGACAUCUGCUGUUGGGAAGGCUGAGGGGCGCCAAAGAACGAGAGAAGGGGCUGUGGGAAGGAAGGGAGGAGGACUAAGAGGAGGCGGGUCGCGGGGAGGGAGGUAGGAAGGAAGGAGAUCGGGGAGGAGGAGGGGUUGGGAACUUCUCACUUACCGUUCACACAGUCGCGCUCACCGACGCACGCACACACGAAGCGGCGGACACUUGCUGCUCCAGUCGGUCUCGAGGAACGAUUCAGGUGACACACACAGGGGAGGAGGUAGAGCGCCAGCCUGAGGGAGGGAAAGGAUACACAUUUUAACAUUCAACGCUGCGAAAAGGAAACUCCGCUACCACCGACGAGGAAAUCAUACCCGGUCCAUUACGAGAAACAGCGCCAACUCGUGUUCCAUGUGAAGGGAAACUCGUGCAACAGUAACAGAAUUUAGUGACUCAGAGGAAAGUUUCUUGCGUGAACUUUAAGGAGUGAUAAAAAAAAAGUGCGAGGAGUACGUGUGAGUGAGGAGGAGGAGAAGGAGGAGGAGGAGGUGUCAUGAUGCUGUCUGUGUUGAGCAUGAUGGAGGGGGGCCACCUACACGAAGAGGAGGAAGAGGAAGAGGAGGAGGAUCACCAGCUGGAAGAGGAGGAACAAGGGCAUGAUGGAUUGCAGCUCUCCAAGGCGGAACUCAGGAAGAGCAACAAGCCCAUCAUGGAGAAGCGGCGGCGGGCGAGGAUCAACACUUGUCUCAACGAACUCAAGGCGCUCAUCCUCGACGCCAUGCGGAAGGACCCGGCGCGCCACAGCAAGCUGGAGAAGGCGGACAUUCUGGAGAUGACGGUGAAACAUCUACAGGCGGUGCAGCGGCAGCAGCUGGCCCUGGCUGUGGCCCAUGACCCCGCGGUGCUCACCAAGUUCCGCAGCGGCUUCGCCGAGUGUGCCCAGGAGGUCACCAGGUACGUGUCCAGGAUCGAGGUGGACGGCGGCGUGCGGCAGCGGCUCCUGCAACACCUGGGCCAGUGCGUGUCAGGCCUCUCCACCAUGACGCCCAUGUCCUUCACCGCCAUGGCGGGACUACCCAUGCCCGUGGCCCACAUGCAGGGAGGCGGCCUCCCCCCAGGGCCUCCCCCCAGCCUGCAGCAGCGGCCCGGAGACGUCAACAACAACCAGGCCAGGCUGCUGCACGGGUUGGUGGCCGCCAGGCUUGCCGCCGCCGGGGACGCCGCAGGGGCUGCACUGCUACUUCACGGCGGCCUUUCCCUCCUGGCCCACGCGUCUCCUCACCCACCGCCCACCUCCCAACCCGGCGCGCCACCCCCGCAAGGACCCGCCCCAGCCCCUUCGCCACAGGGAGGGCCUCCCCCUCCGCCGCCCCCGGUGCUGCAGCCCCCCGUCGUAAAGAUUAAUGACGGGGCGUCCUCGUCGGGUGAAAGGCCGCGUCCGUCUGCCUUCACGGCGGUGCGGCGGACGGCCUCACCUCCCAGGGCGCCGCUGGAGGUGUACUCGCGGCCUCACGACACCUCUUGCAACGCCUCAACACAGAAGGUCGUGGCCCCCACGGCCCGGCGGUACAUCGGCCUGCCAGAGAGACGCCCCGAGACAGUGGUUCGUGCCCAGGUCGCUGUCCAGCCCGUCAACCUCGCUCUGUCAGCCCCGCGGGACACUGACAAUCGUGCGCCGCUGGACUUCUCCUUCAGAAAACCUCCAAUGACCAGACUAAUGCCGCCACACUCCACGCCCCCGACACAGCCACAGCACCAACACAGCCACGGCCCCGCGCCUCCACAGACCGCCACAGCCACACACGGCCAAGACAAACCCAGAGACGCGCCCCAUAUUCCGUCACCCAAGUAUGUGUCCGCCCUCGCCCUCUGCACCACGUACCGCCAGGCGCAGACACAGACGGGCUCGCCGAAGCCGGAGAUCGUUGCCGUCAAGAGGCCACUGGAGGAGCACGACACGCCGGGCCCCAGACCGUCGAAGAUGCAGAGGAUCGAGUACUCCCAGGCCCCGGGCCCGCCCAUCACCAUACACCUCACGCCGCCCAGCCAGCCCACCGACGCCUCGCACACCUCGCCGCCCCUGCACACCUCUCCUCCCUCCCAAAGAACACCCUCGUCUCACCUCACGCCUCCCUCACACACCACUCCACCUUCACACAUGGGCUCCUCCUCUCUCCACCUCACACCCCCUUCAUACACGACGCCCUCCACGCACCUCACCCCGCCCUCCAUCUCCUCACCCCAGUCCCAGGUGUCCUCGGUUGUGUCUCCAGGAUCCCAGGCCUCCCCAGGACCCUCACCGACGGACCAGACGACCCCCAAGAAAGUCAAGUCCGAGGGGAGUCCUUCUCCAGACAGACCCUCGACCUCCGCCUCCCAGGACGAUAAAGACAUGUGGAGGCCGUGGUGAGGGAGGGACACACACACACACACACACACACACACACACACACACACACACACACACACACACGGGGAGAGAAAAAAUCACAAACCAUAAUAUACUCAUAUGAUAUAACAACUCCUACGAUUAAAGCAAGAAGUCCUACGAGGAGAAGAGGAAGAAAGACACCUCCUAGCCCUCCUCGAUCCUUCUAACACAGCGUCCGGUGAGCGUGGCCCCGAGUGGUCCCUGUGACUCCAGAUACUUAAUCAUCCCUGUGAUCCCGUGAACGACCGAAGCUGUGCCGGUGAUUUUCGAUCUCAAAGUUGGAAACGAGAUUAAAACGUCAUUCGUGUCCCCUCAAACCCAAGAUGCCACAAGGGCGUUAUACUUACAAGGUUGUCUCUAACAGCUCAGGGCCAAAAGGUCAGCUAAGUGUCAUUGUGACCUACCAAAGCUUGUGACUGGUUGCUGUGUGUGUUCUCGCCAAGCACACACAAUUGACCCAGGUAUGCAGAAAGAUUCAUGUUGAGUGGAGUUUAUACCAAAGCUUGUGACAGGGGUUCCUCCUCGGCCAGUCUACCUCGACACUCUUACAUCACGGUCAGGUCACAACGCUGCCAGGCCAGCUUCGUGUGACGGAGGCCUGGCAGCAGGUUAUGGCUGAGUGAUGUUCUUGCCUUCGAUGAUCGCGUGCUCCAUAUUAUUAAACUCUUCGAUACCUUAGUGAAUCUACUUAAAAAGUCUCUCGUAGAAGUUGAAAGGGUUUCCACUGGUGUGUUUCUUGACCCUGGCGGUAGUAUUGGAAGGCCAUGGACAAAAACAAAAACAAAAAAAACAAUCAUGAGAAUCUGAAGUAUCUCCUCUGUGGCCUUCAAAUACAAGAGCCCGAAACGUUUGAUAAUACGCGUCCAAGCCUCCGUCGAGAGUUAGUUAGAGAGAGCGGGGAUAUUCUUGCUCUUUGGCGUUGGUCAUCGUGUCUUAUCCCUGGCCAGGUGCAGACGUUCUCCUUGGUAUGAAGGAAACCCAUUCAUGAACCUCGCUGCUCUCAGAGGCAAAAACAGAGCUCUUCUUAAGUAACGCUCGUAGAAAUGCGAGCUCUCUGUCUGAUCCCUUGGCCCGGUGCAAAGCCAUUCCCCUUCGCAGCCAGUCCUCUCGUGUGCCUGGAUGUUCCCUCCCUACCGUCCGGUCACCGUCCGCCACGCAUGCACCCGAGUCUUAAGUUUAGUGACAAGCUUAACCCAAGUCACUCCUGUCAGCAGUUCAGGCGUCGCCACGCACCUCGGCCGCAGGAUCAAGGUGACACGCGUACGCUCGCUCAUUCCCGCCAAAUAGUUCUAGUGAGUCCAGCACGAUGCCAGUUAUAGUGGAAUAGAAAGGUACUUACUUACCUAUCAAAAUUGUGAGGAUAGUUUUAAGCUAGAGAAAGAAAUAGUUCCUUAUAAAAAUGGAUAAAAAUAUUUAUUUAAUAGUUUAUUUUUAAAGGCCAGUGAGGUGAUGCAUUUCACUGUUU